Molecule: messenger RNA, 4578 nt
Organism: Seminavis robusta
Lineage: Eukaryota; Bacillariophyta; Bacillariophyceae; Naviculales; Naviculaceae
Source: the annotation of a GenBank genome assembly
UCGGAGUGCCCCAACCGCGGAAAACAUCCACUGCAACCUUCCAACUUUCUCAUCUCAUUAUUUCUGGCUUCUAUUGCUGUUUUACUCAACCUAAUCUGCUCACCCACUGAACGAAAGAUCAAGGCAGUCAUCAGAGUUCCAUCCAUCAUUCUUCAGUCAGUCAAGUCAAGUCAAGUCAGUCAGUCAGUCAAGUCCAUCAGUCUUUCCUUUCCUUUGUUUUGUACACAAGAGAUGUACGGUUUGGUGUUUGAAAAGUUGGAGUCGUUUGUGUUGGAAAAUCAUGGGAGAGACGCCUGGCAUGCCGUCAAAGAACAUGCUCAUUGCGCUGUAGCCGAUGGUCAGUUUCUGCGUCGUUCUCAUUAUGCAGAUCAGGAGCUGAUUGACUUGGUGGUGGCCGCCUCCGAGUUGACUGGUGCCGCAAUUCCCGUCAUCUUGGAAGCGUUUGGGCAUUACUGGUAUCGCCAAAUGCACGAUGCCGAUGGUCAUGCCACGCUCUUACAAGCCCAAGGCAAGACGCUGCGGACGUGGCUCUCGUGUUUGAAUGCCAUGCACGAUCACAUUCAAAAGUCGUUCUGCAGCAAAGCCAAUAAGGACUCCAAUUUCCACGCUCCCAUUUUUUGGUGUGAAGAUUGUUUAGUGGAAGACACAAAUUCAAGCAAUGAAGGCAAUGAAGGCAGUCUUUUACUGCAUUACUACUCCAUGCGAGGAGCCCUACUGGUGCCCAUGGUGGUGGGCAUUGUCAAGGAAUUGGCCGCGUCAUUGUUUGACCUCGAAAUUGUCAUGACACAAUGGGCAGCUCAGGGAGAAGACGAUGCCGAGUUUACCACGUGGAAAGUACAAGCCAAGGAUCCCAAAGAUGCCUACAAGCUCACUCCCAGAGUUACUGCUUCACCACACCAACACACACAACUAGUAGUGGAAAAAGAAGGCAUGCUUCAAGGCAAAUGCCCCUUUACAGGGCAUUCACUGUCACCAGAACAAGACGAAGAUGAAGAAGAAGACAAACCUGAAGAUGAGGAAGAAGAACCAGUUCCUGAAAUGACAGCGGAAGCAUCCAUCCUGGUAGUCCAGCCAUCCAAUCCAUGCUCUUCUCUUCCCGCAGACUGCGCCGUCUCUCUCAGUCACAUGCAAACCCUCUUUCCCUUUCAUGUAUUGGUCAAUCAUGACUUUAUCAUUCAACAAGUGGGAUGUCAAUUGACGCCACUCCUCGUUGACAAGCGCAACCAAAAGACCGCAUCAGAGCAACAACAACAACCAACACUCCUGGGCAAACACAUUGGACAAGUCCUACAAAUCAGUCGUCCCGUCUUGGGUUCUUCUUGGGAUUGGAAAGCACUUCACAAACUCGCCGAUCAACACUUUUUCAUGGUUCCCAAAGCAGCAGCAGCAUGCACAACAACGACUCCCAAUCGAACUAGCAGUAUGACUUCCAAUACUACUAGUAGUGCUAGUAAACGAGCCAAACCCAAAUCGGUGCACCACCGGCACCUCAAAAAGCGAGUCUCCAUGGAAGGCAACACUAUCAAAUUCAAAGCGGCCAUGGUAGAAAUACCCCUCACCACCAACAACAACAAUAAUCAACAACAACACCUCGUCAUGUUUUCGCUCGCACCCGAUGCCCGUUCCGUCCGAGAUCUACAAUCCAUGGGACUUACCAUUCCGGAAUUACCCUUGCAUUCCAGUCAACGCGAUGCCAUUCUACUAGGAGAAUACAUUGCCCAAGAAAUGCAUCGCGCCCACGAACUCGACAAGUUGUCCAAAAAAUUGCAAAUGGAAAAAGACUUGUCCAAUACACUCCUCUACAAUAUGUUACCGCCCACAGUCGCCAAUGAUUUGCGCACCGGCAAUACCAUUGAACCCGUCCAACACGACAAUGUGACGCUGUUCUUUAGUGAUAUUGUCGGAUUCACCACUAUUUGUGCCCAAGUCGAUCCAUGGGAUGUCAUUGACAUGCUAAAUCAACUCUACUCGGUUAUGGAUCAUCUCGCCGCCAAAUUCAAUCUGUACAAGGUGGAAACGAUUGGAGAUGCCUACAUGUGUUGUAGUGGCUUGCCGGAACCAGAUGAUCUUCAUGCAGAGAACAUUGCCAACUUUGCCAUUGCCGUCAUGGAAUGCGUCAAGCACGUCAAGUCUCCAGUCGAUGAUACCUCGCCCAUUAAUUUACGAGUUGGAAUGCACACGGGACAUUGUACUGCCGGGGUCGUGGGGACGCUGACGCCACACUACUGUCUGUUUGGAGAUAUGGUGAAUGUGACAGCCAGACACGAACAAACAGGUGUGCCUGGAAGAAUUCAAUGCUCCAGUGAUGUCUUUGGCCAACUCAAGCACUUUUCGAGUUUCGAAAAGGAGCAGUAUCAGUGGACGCCUCGAGGACUCGUGGAUAUGAAAGGCAAGGGGGAACGAUACACGUACUUUUUGGAGGGAGGCACAACCGACAACACACUGGCGGGCCCUGCAGCGGUCCAGGAUCUCUACGAGGAAGUUCGUAUAUUGUUGGAAACGAACACUUGGAGGAAGCGACGGUACUUUCGUCGGUCGGGGGCAUUGAUGAACGGUGUUGGCAACAACAGUGUUGUGUCGGGCUCGGAUUGGAUGUCGGAUAUGAGCAUGUCGGAAGCGGGCGGGUCCAACAGUCGGCUACCGGUAUCGGACUCUUUGACGGAAGACCUUACUGCUAGCGCAGCGGGGUCGAACGCGCUGUUGGAGCCCGACGAAACAAGCAAUGAAACGGGAAAGGCGGAUAGUCUUGACACCCAAUCCACUCGCAUCGAUGACCUCGAUCUCGACCUGGAUAUUGAUGAACACCUUCAGGGUAUUGACGAAAGCAACAACGAUUCCAACGCGGAUGUCGCGACGAAGACAGAUGCAAAAACCGCGGUGGUCCAGAAUGGGUUGAUGAGUCUUGUCUGGAACGAUGACAACGUCAAACGAGAGGAUUAUGUUGCGAUCGCCCAUCAGUUGAUAUCCACCGUGAUGAUGGAAUGUUUGCUGCACACGGGCCGUGGCAGUCUCCCCGACACGACGGAACUUUUAGACGGACAGCUUUUCGGGUUUGUCGAUUGCAUUUCGAAGUCGUACACUGCUCGGAACGCCUUUCAUUCCUUUCGUCGAGCAAUCCAUCAAGUCGCUUGGGCCAAUUACUUGUUUGAAGCCAUACAAAAGCAAAACGCGAGCAAGACGUCACACCGUCUCGUAGACGACAAUCCAUGGUACCGAUUGACGCUCCUAUUGGCAGCUCUGAGUGUAGAUUGCAAACACUCGGGUGUGUCGGGCGAACAGUUGCAAGCUGAAGGGCAUAUGGUGUACAUGCUUCAUGGCGAGGAUAUCAACUGCCAAGUUAGAUACGCGUUGGCCUUUGCUGUCAAUGCGCUGGAGGAGAACUACGUGGAUCUGUUUCGGGAGUUGAACAGAUCAAUUCCAAACUUUCUCUUCUUGUUGCGACGAUACGCGCUGUCCAAGUCGCCUCUUGACCAGUUCGAGAAAGUCAUGGCCCACGACGAGGACGAAGCGGACAACGCAACCAUGGAACGCACCGGAGCCACGGCCGCAGUGGUGCUCAAGGUCGCCUCCUGGGGUCACUUUGCUUUGGAUGGGGCUUCGUUUGCAGCCUGGAACAAAGCAGCCAUGUCUGAGAAACGUAUUGCCAGUCUCGCUGGUCGUGGCCCAGAUCCUGUUCCGACGUGGAACGACGACUGCAAGAAGUUGGCGGACACGGAGUUGCUGCCUCUGAUUGACAGCUGUGAGAGGGUCCUCCGCCAGCCAACAGGAUUGAAAGAUGCCGUUUUGCGCAAUCUUCAGAGUCUGCAGUAAGCGGAGCAGGGAAUGAGGGAGCCAGGAUGCACCAGGGUAGCGGCUAUUUUCAUAAUUCGAAUCAACAGCUGUACAUGUAGUAAACCAGUUUUGACAGCUCUAGCUAAGACUAAGAAUAGCUAGUGGUCUCUGAAGAUGCUCCAAAGCCUACUGACCUGGCUCUCCUUCGAAAAGUUCCCUAUUCCUAUUCCUCACCCCUGCAGUCACAAUCCAUGACCAUUCUCGUUCUUUUGUCCAUCAUUCCGUGAGCAUUCAACUCGACUCCUUUUCGGCUUGGCUGUUUUCAGCACCCCACCUUCAUUCUUUCAUCUUGCAUGCACUUGCCUUGUCCGUCUUGCUAAUCUCACAGCUGCGCAUAUGGAUUGUACAUGGUCCGUCGCUGCUUGGCGUUGGUGGCAGCCGCCGCAUUGGGCAAUACGGCCGCCGCUGCCAUGGUGGCAUCUGGAUAUCCGUAUCCUCCGGGUGGUUGCUGUGGCUGAUGAUGGGCGGCCUGUGGGGCAUGAUGCGCCUGUUGUUGAUGCUGUUGUUGCUGCUGCUGCUGCUGAUGUUGUUGCUGUUGUUGCAAAAACUGAUGAUACGAGUGAAAGGGAUGUUGCGCGGCAGCGGCGGCCGCUACCGCGUGAAAUGCUGGUGCCGGUGCUUGAUGUUGUUGUUGCUGCUGUUGUUGAAUGGACUGUUGCUGGUGGUGAUACUGCGCAUGUUUUGUUGCUGCUGAUGUUGCUGUUGCUGCUGUCCAAUAUGCUCUUGUUGUUGAUGCUGUUGUUGCUG